Microthlaspi erraticum is the source of this 420-nucleotide messenger RNA. Lineage: Eukaryota; Viridiplantae; Streptophyta; Magnoliopsida; Brassicales; Brassicaceae. The record is from the annotation of a GenBank genome assembly.
AUGGCGGAUUCAUCGGCACCAUUGUUGACUUAUAUUGAAGAUGAAGAAGACACUUCUCCGCCUCUGAAUUUCGACAAGAUCUUCGAGCAGAGCUUAACUGAUUUCGGUGUCUCACAGUUCUUACAGAUAAUCAUUGUCGGGCUUGCCUUAACCUUCGAUUCGCAUCAGAUAUUCAUCACCGUCUUCACAGACGCAUAUCCCACUUGGCACUGUCUCGACCACACCAUCUGCAACACGGCAACCACCGACGUCUGUGAGAUACUGAGAUUCCACGGUCAGCAUGGGACUGGGACGGCGGAACCAAGGCUAAAUCCGUCAUUUCGGAGUUCGAUCUCGAGUGCUCGAGCUCCUUCCUCAGAGGUCUUCCCACAUCAGCUUUCUAUGUUGGCUCUAUCGUUGGAGGGGUUUUCAUGGCGAUGA